ACGGCAGCUACAUUAUUCCGAGAAACACAGACGGCGUUCUCGGCUCGCUCGCGGAUCCGACGGUAGUGUGUUGCAGUCGAGAGAGCGCGCGCGCGUCACAGUCAAAGCUCCUCUCUUUGCCGCGGGAUGGUGAUGAUGAUAUCGGGUGGAGCAGCAGUGGCAGCAGUGGCAGCAGCAGCGGGAGCAGCUACGAGGCGAGGGCCGUCGAGCCAACGUCCCCCCAGUGUUUCGUGAAAAGUCGAGGGCUGGCCCCGGUAGCCGCAGUCGCCGCCACCGCCGCCGCCACCGACAGUAGGUAGGAACGCCGUCGCGUCCCUGGUCCGUUGCUCCCGGUGGCGGUGCUGCUGUUCCGUCCACCCCGAGUGCCCCGUUAUUUCCCCGCUGUGCACGCGCGCGGUCACACGGCCCGAGCUAAAGGGGCUACGGAGGAGGCACGCGCGCGCACUCCGUGGAGGGGCCGGAGGGGGAGGACGAGGAGGAGGGGGAGGCGGAGGAGGAGGAGGUGGAGGAGCGCUGCGUCUCCGUAUACACUGCUGCUGCACACCGCACCGACACGAAGAAGAGCGGAGUACUCCGACAAAUGUUUAAAUGGACGCAUCGUCCAUUAUCACCCAAGUGUCGCGCGAAGACGAGCUAGGACAGUUUAACGAAAAAGCACAAUUACCACGAGACAAUGACACUAGUAUCAACUGUGCGACUCAAAGCGAAAAGAAGCCACGAGGUCGGGGCUUCCUGCAUUCUCUUCUCUGUUGCUUGAGUCGGGGCCGUGGCAGCAGCUCCAAGAGCUCAAAGGCCAGUUCACUCCAGGGUGAUGGUCGAGGUUCACCCCCACCAGGCACUGGAUCACCUCGUUUUUUGUUACCACCCCUGCGCCAUCAGGACAUUUACAAAAAGUGUAUGGUGAUCGAUCUUGAUGAGACGUUGGUGCAUAGUUCGUUUAAGCCUAUCAAUAAUGCUGACUUUGUGGUGCCAGUGGAGAUUGAUGGGACCGUGCAUCAAGUUUACGUUCUCAAGAGGCCUUUCGUGGAUGAGUUUUUGCAGAGGAUGGGUGAACUCUACGAGUGCGUUCUAUUUACUGCAAGCUUACCGAAGUAUGCUGAUCCAGUAGCAGACCUACUUGAUAGAUGGGGUGUCUUUAGAGCAAGAUUAUUUCGUGAAUCAUGUGUUUUUCACAGGGGUAAUUAUGUUAAAGAUUUAAACAAAUUAGGCCGGGAUUUGCAACAAAUUAUUAUCGUCGAUAAUAGUCCUGCCAGUUACAUUUUUCAUCCAGACAAUGCAGUGCCAGUAGCUUCGUGGUUCGACGAUAUGACAGACUCCGAACUGCUUGAUCUUAUACCAUUUUUCGAGAAGCUGAGCAACGUUGACAACAUCUACACAAUGUUGUGCAACAGUAAUCAUCCUUACAAUGAAGUGCCCACGUCGGGGAAGAACAACCAUAGUCCAGGAUCAGGCUCUCUGGGCAAUUCCUAGCCCCACCGGAAUUCUGGCCAGCAUUCGGUCAGUCUUAUAAAUCCUCAGUGCACAUUUAAAAAGGCCCUCGAGGACCUUUACGAAAUAGUCCACAAUUACUCGUUGUGCAACACGACGAUGUAUCAUAUCCUAAGAUUUUAAAUCUUAGUGACAUUUCAACGAAACACAUAUUAACAAAAUAAUACGAAAUGAACAGCCGAAUGAAAUUCUUGGGCACAAGGAAGAAUUCUGUAGUGCCCUGAAUUUACCGAUGAGCCCAAUUCGAAUUUCGCAUUUUGCUCAUGUAAUAGUUGUUAUUUCGCGCACGAGGAAAGUAAUUUUGAUUGCUUCGUUUUUUAAAAAUAUAU
This is a messenger RNA of Ceratosolen solmsi marchali, 1817 nucleotides long. It is a transcript of the gene hzg, whose product is annotated as CTD small phosphatase herzog. Gene Ontology annotation, molecular function: RNA polymerase II CTD heptapeptide repeat phosphatase activity. The record is from RefSeq and is a predicted model, not a curated record. The transcript has 4 exons. NCBI's taxonomy places the organism in Eukaryota, Metazoa, Arthropoda, Insecta, Hymenoptera, Agaonidae. Bases 589 to 1470 code for a protein of 293 amino acids.